Messenger RNA from Polyodon spathula (Mississippi paddlefish), 3332 nucleotides. It is a transcript of the gene pip5k1bb, whose product is annotated as phosphatidylinositol-4-phosphate 5-kinase, type I, beta b. Gene Ontology annotation, biological process: phosphatidylinositol metabolic process. The record is from RefSeq and is a predicted model, not a curated record. The coding region runs from base 327 to 1946 and encodes 539 amino acids. The transcript has 15 exons. Gene Ontology annotation, molecular function: phosphatidylinositol kinase activity. NCBI's taxonomy places the organism in Eukaryota, Metazoa, Chordata, Actinopteri, Acipenseriformes, Polyodontidae.
AUGUUUGGAGGUUAAUUUACAGUUAAGAUUUUAAAGGGUGGAAGGAUGUUGGUUUUUGGGUGAGGGAGGGCUAUGCAGUUCAGCUCUGAUGAUUGGACACACCCACCUAGACAUGUUCUGUCUCCCUGUUUCCCUGACGUUGCUUCGGUUGAACUGUUCUCAGACAUGCAUGUCUCUUUAUACACGAAAACAAGGGGAUAAGAGAGAAACACCUGGCUUAAAUCUGGUUUUCUUGCUGCUGUUGCACUGAUGCAAGAUUAGAGGUCACAUGACUGAAUUAUGCAGCCGCCGUGAUCAACAGAUGACUUACACAUUGUUUAAGCAAGAUGUCGUCUGCCACUGAAAAUGGAGUUGGAGUGUCAGGGAAACAAAAUGGAGAGAAAACCUACAAAAAGACAACAUCCACUGCGUUGAAGGGAGCUAUCCAGCUGGGAAUAGGGUACGCCGUAGGGAAUCUUACUUCUAAGCCGGACAGAGAUGUGCUUAUGCAGGAUUUCUAUGUAGUAGAAACUGUGUUUUUACCAAGCGAAGGCAGCAACUUGACCCCGGCACAUCACUACCCAGAUUUCCGGUUCAAGAACUACGCUCCCUUAGCAUUCCGCUACUUUAGAGAACUCUUUGGGAUCAAGCCAGAUGAUUACUUGUACUCCAUAUGUAAUGAACCGUUAAUAGAGCUGUCCAAUCCAGGAGCCAGUAGUUCCCUGUUUUAUCUAACCAGUGAUGAUGAGUUCAUUAUCAAGACUGUACAGCACAAAGAAGCUGAAUUUCUUCAGAAGCUGUUGCCUGGUUAUUACAUGAACUUAAAUCAGAAUCCGAGGACACUUUUGCCAAAGUUUUAUGGGCUUUAUUGUGUGCAGUCUGGGGGUAUAAACAUUCGAAUUGUUGUCAUGAACAAUGUGCUUCCCCGCUCUGUGAAAAUGCACUACAAGUACGAUUUGAAAGGUUCAACCUACAAGCGCAGAGCGUCACGCAAGGAGAGGGAAAAGUCCUUCCCCACCUAUAAGGAUCUGGAUUUUUUACAAGACAUGCACGAAGGCUUGUAUUUUGAAGCCGAAACCUAUAAUGCCUUAAUGAAGACAGUACAGAGGGAUUGCAGGGUCCUGGAAAGUUUUAAAAUCAUGGACUACAGCCUGUUAUUGGGGGUUCAUAUAUUGGACCCGAGUCCCAAGGAGAGAGAUGGGGAGAAUGCGCAGGUGGCAGUGGAUGGGAAGCGGCAUGGGGCCCAGAGGGUCCUGUACUCCACAGCCAUGGAGUCCAUCCAGGGGGAAGGCAAGUCAGCAGAGGCCGUUACCACAGACGACACAAUGGGUGGUAUUCCAGCCAAAACUCACAAGGAUGAAAAACUGCUUAUAUUUCUGGGCAUUAUCGAUAUCCUACAGUCCUACAGAUUGAUUAAGAAGUUGGAGCACUCCUGGAAGGCUCUUGUCUAUGAUGGUGAUUCAGUGUCGGUGCAUAGGCCCAGUUUCUAUGCAGACAGAUUUUUAAAGUUUAUGAGCACCCGGGUUUUCAAGAAGAUACACACUUUCAGAUGCUCUCCUUCCAAGAAAGCCCGCAACUCUAUCCCAGCUCUGAAGUCCUCUUCACACGAGAUAAUAUCCCCCCAGAGCGAGGAGCAAACCGACGAGAAGAAGGACUGUCUCAGUGGCUCGAAGAGCCUCGUCAGCCUGGAUGGACAAGUAUUUGGGUCUUUCUCUCGGCCGGAUCUGGUGCCAAACCCUCAGUCCCUUUUUGAAGCUUCCUCCUUGGUCACCACAAUCUCCUCCUCUUCCUCACUGUAUGCAAAUGAAUGCUAUGCGAUGGACAACACUGGGGUCCCUGGAUACAGGGAUACGAUGGCCUCAGGCUCUACCUUUACUUUAGAGGACAGUGCCAUCUGCCUGAUGUCGGAGCAAAGCACCAUGGAAAUGGACAGAGAUGAUGGCUCAGUGUUUGAUGUCUAUUUAUAAACUGUCAGAGAGUGUGUGCCUGAUGAAGACGAGCACUUUCUACACUCCAGAACACUCGAAGCACAGGAACAGAUUCUACUUCAAACACUCAGACUGAAUUUAAAACUCUUCCGCAGACAUUGCUCAGGCUCAUAGAACCCUGUGUCCUAUUUCAACAGCUUUCCAGACUCUGCUGGAUAUUCAUACAGUAGCUGCUAUAUAUGUACAUGAAUUAUUGUCAGUUCAUAGUGGAUUUUUGAAAAAAAAAUCAAAUCCAUGUGAUGUAAAUCAUUGUAAGCUUCUCAAUCAAGGGUGAAUAUAGUUGUUAUUAUUUAUAUAUAGUUUUUUCUUUUUCUUUUUUUACCCCUAUGUAAGCAUGCCAAAUCAGUCUCUGGAAUAAUGCACUUGCUGAUAGAAUUGUGCUUUUAAUAAUGAAGUUUACCUGUUUGUAUGCAAGUGGCACUGUUUUGAUUGUAAAGCUGCACUGUAUUGUUCUUAACUAAAACAGCUAUUUGUACACUGAAUACAAAACAGCCAUUAUAUUUAUAUUUUGACCAACUGUUUUAAUAUGAUGUAAGCGCAUCCUUGCAUUCUGAAGGGACUGCCAAAGCAGCAUUUUGUACUGGACCCUAGUUCCAAUAGGUUGUCUAUCCAAGAUCAGGAAUGAUGAUUGGAUGAGAUCAUUGAAAUGUCAGUCCCCUGAUUUUGAUUGUGAAAUUGACAGGUACUGGCUGAAAUGGCAUUUCAAGCUCAAGCCUUCGUAAACGUAGAUCAGUCUAGGCACUAAUAGAUGAUGAGGGGGAAUCAGAAAUGACAAAAUACACUCAACCAUGAAAAUUCAUACAGAUUGCUCAUUUGUGCUAUGUAGAUAAUAGAUAUCUAGACAAAUAGUUAACACAGAGAAAGGUAGCUAGGCAGAUUUAAAGAAUUAUUUAUACAUGGACUAUAUAUAUAUAUAUAUAUUAUAUAUAUAUAUAUAUAUAUAUAUAUAUAUAUAUAUAUAUGUGUGUGUAGUGGUGCAGAAGGAAUCUCUUUGUUAAGAAAUCUGUUAAAGACAGAUAUUUUCUGUCACAUCUUGGAAUCAUUUUUCUCAGGAUAUCUUCUUCUUUUUGAAUUUCUCUUGUACAGCAUGUUGCCUAGGCCAAGCAUCCAAGCAUUUUUAACACUGCAGCUGCUUAGUGGAGCCUUUCGGCCUAUGUCAAAGUGUCUUUAAAUCUCAUAAUCACAGCUAUGUUGUUCUGAGAAAACGAGAUGUGUAAUGUAUUUAAGAAAUAACUAUCUUAUUAUAUAGUUUGCUGAAGAUGAAAAUAUUUUAUUCUCAAAAUGUAAAAAUAUUGUAUUUUAGAAAAAUGAAAGUGCUGUGUGUAAAAUUAAAAGUCUUUAAGCAGAAUAAGAUGGGUGUUUAUG